Messenger RNA from Castor canadensis (American beaver), 2926 nucleotides. RefSeq names its product leucine rich repeats and calponin homology domain containing 4 (gene Lrch4). NCBI's taxonomy places the organism in Eukaryota, Metazoa, Chordata, Mammalia, Rodentia, Castoridae. Gene Ontology annotation, molecular function: protein binding. The record is from RefSeq and is a predicted model, not a curated record. Gene Ontology annotation, cellular component: cytoplasm.
CCGACGCGUCUCAGGACCGCGAUUGGUCCGCCGGGUCUUUGACCCCCCGCUUCCUCCCGCUUGAGGCGACUACGGCGGCUCCAAGGAGGGGGAGGGGAGAGGAGAGACGGCCGGUCCCGUCAGUCAGGCAGCGGGAGCCGCCGGGAGCGGAUGGCGGCGGCAGUAGCGGCCCCACUCGCCGCUGGGGGAGAGGAAGCAGCGGCCACGAUCUCCGUGCCAGGGUCUCCGGGUCUGCCCGGGAGCCGCAGCGCAGAGAGAGCCCUAGAGGAGGCCGUGGCCACCGGGACCCUGAACUUGUCUAACCGGCGCUUGAAGCACUUCCCCCGGGGCGCGGCCCGCAGCUACGACCUGUCAGACAUCACCCAGGCUGACCUGUCCCGGAACCGGUUUCCUGAGGUGCCCGAGGCAGCGUGCCAGCUGGUAUCCCUGGAAGGCCUGAGCCUCUACCACAACUGUCUGAGAUGCCUGAACCCAGCCUUGGGGAAUCUCACAGCUCUCACCUACCUCAACCUCAGCCGGAACCAGCUGUCGUCAUUACCACCCUACAUCUGCCAGCUACCCCUGAGGGUGCUCAUUGUCAGCAACAACAAGCUAGGAGCCCUGCCCCCCGAUAUUGGCACCUUAGGAAGCCUUCGACAGCUUGAUGUGAGCAGCAAUGAGCUGCAGUCCCUCCCAGUGGAGCUCUGUAGCCUCCGUUCCCUUCGGGAUCUCAAUGUUCGGAGGAACCAGCUUAGCACCCUGCCUGAUGAGCUGGGGGACCUUCCUCUGGUCCGCCUGGAUUUCUCCUGUAACCGUGUCUCCCGCAUCCCGGUCUCCUUCUGCCGCCUCAGGCACCUGCAGGUCAUUCUGCUAGACAGCAACCCCCUGCAGAGCCCACCUGCCCAGAUCUGCCUGAAGGGGAAACUUCACAUCUUCAAGUACUUAUCAACAGAGGCUGGGCGCCGUGGGGCUGCUCUGGUGGACCUGGCCCCUUCCCACCCACCAAGUUUCAGUCCCUGCCCCGCCGAGGAUUUAUUUCCAGGACGUCGGUACGAUGGAGGGCUGGACUCAGGCUUCCACAGUGUUGACAGUGGCAGCAAGAGGUGGUCUGGAAAUGAGUCAACAGAUGAAUUUUCAGAGCUUUCAUUCCGGAUCUCAGAGCUGGCCCGGGAGCCUCGGGGCCCCAGAGAACGGAGGGAAGAUGGCUCUGCUGAUGGAGACCCAGAACAGAUCGACUUCAUUGACAGCCACGUCCCUGGGGAGGACGAAGAGCGAAGUGCUGCUGAGGAGCAGCAGCCACCUGAAUUAAGCCCUGUGGCAGGGGAUGGGGAGAAGGCAUCAAGCAGCAGGCGGGAGGAGUCUGCAGGGGAGGAACGGCGGCGACCUGACACCUUGCAGUUGUGGCAGGAGCGAGAGCGGCGGCAGCAGCAGCAACAGCAGCAACAGCAGCAACAGAGUGGAGGAGCCCCCAGGAAGGACAGUUUCCUGAAGUUGGGGCUCAAGGCUGUUGGGGGAAGCACUGCUGCCUUAUCCACGCAGGCCACCUACAAUGGCCCACCCAAGCCUACUGCUGUCCAACUGGGAACUUCAGGGGGACAGGGAACCCCGAUGCCUGCCCCCCCAUCCCAGGACCCCCUUCCUGUAGCUGGACCAGCAACUACACCUAUUCCCCGGCCGCUCAGCUCCAUUCAGAGACCAAACAGUUUCCUCUUCCGUUCCUCCUCUCAGAGUGGCUCAGGCCCUUCCUCACCAGACUCUGUCUUGAGACCUCGGCCAUCCUCCCAGGUUCUGGACCAGAAGGAAUUAAUGUCUCAACUGCGCCAGGUCCUUGAGUCCCGGCUGCAACGGCCCCUGCCUGAGGACCUGGCUGAGGCUCUGGCCAAUGGGGUCAUCCUCUGUCAGCUGGCCAACCAGCUGCGGCCCCGUUCCGUGCCCUUCAUUCAUGUGCCCUCACCUGCUGUGCCAAAGCUCAGUACCCUCAAGUCUCGGAAGAAUGUGGAAAGUUUCUUAGAAGCCUGUAGAAAAAUGGGGGUCCCUGAGGCUGACCUGUGUUCGCCCUCGGAUCUCCUCCAGGGCACUGCCCAGGGCCUUCGGACCACACUGGAGGCUGUGUCAUGGGCGGGGGGCAAGUCCCCUCCGCCCGUCUGGCCCCCCUCUGGUCUGGGUGGCUUCGUCCUCUUCUACGUGGUCCUCAUGCUGCUGCUCUAUGUCGUCUACAUUCGGCUUCUGGGUUCCUAGGAUGGAAGUCACUCCUUCCCCUCCCUCCCCACUUCUAUUUAUAAGAAUCCUGAGCAACCCUGUCCACACCCGUGGUGCCUUCAGCCCUACCAAAGACACUAGUGUACCCCCCACAAACACUGACCUCAGAGGCCCCACUCUGGUGCCCCCAGACCCUGGGUCCCCCGCCUCUGGCCUCCCUCCUGUAGCCCCUCACUCACUGCCCCUCACCCCCUCAGUGCUGAUGGUGCCUUUAUGCCUUCUCCCGCCCUCUGGGCCCUCUGUUCCCCCAGAGAGGUUGUAGGAGCUCAGACCUUUCCUCCCCUAUCUCCUUCCCCCCAACUGGCUGCUACUGGGGGGCUAAAUUAUCUCUGUUUUGUAGAGAGAGCUCUAUAUUUGUAGAGGAUGCAGAGGCCCAGGCUGGGUCCUCAACUCUGUGUAUAAACUGUACAGACUGUGGCUGUGUUCAUGUUUUUGUCUGCUCCUGUUGUGGCCAGGCUUAGCCCUGGUAGGGUCUCCUGGGCUCCAAGUGCCAGCUUGUCUGUGCCAGCCUUUCCCUCUGUAAAUGACAGGCCUCUCCCACCCCUAAGCCUUGGCCCCUGUGUGACCUCCUCUGUUACCCCUGCAGCUUCCUUGUCUCAUUUGUCCUGGAGGGGGCAGUGUCUACCAAGAGUCCCCUCCUCCAACCUUCACCCCGUCCACCUUGCCGGGGCAGGGAAGGCGAGUGGAG